This is a messenger RNA of Ipomoea nil (Japanese morning glory), 534 nucleotides long. Its product is annotated as E3 ubiquitin-protein ligase MARCH8-like. The coding region runs from base 1 to 534 and encodes 177 amino acids. Lineage: Eukaryota; Viridiplantae; Streptophyta; Magnoliopsida; Solanales; Convolvulaceae. The transcript is spliced from 4 exons. Gene Ontology annotation, molecular function: zinc ion binding. The record is from RefSeq and is a predicted model, not a curated record.
AUGGCUUCUCCAUCCGCUCAAAUUCAACUGGCGCAAAUCCCACCCAGCAGCUCCAACACCAACCUGCGUUCCCGGUCAAUAACGGUCGAGCCGGAUUUGGAGCCCGGUUCAUCAGUUUGUUGCAGAAUCUGCCUCGAAACUGACUGCAGACAAGGUGAUGAACUCAUAGCUCCUUGCCUCUGCAAGGGCACGCAGGAGUUCAUUCACAGAGAGUGCUUAGAUCACUGGAGAUCUGUAAAAGAAGGUUUUGCUUUCACCCACUGCACCACAUGUAAAGCAGCGUUUCGAUUAGAAGUGAAAGAGGUGAAGUUUGACAUUGUCACAAGAAUAAAGCACAAGCUCUUUGUGGUCAGGGACUUUUUUCUUCACUUCGUGAUUGCACAAAUACUAAUUGCCGUGCUUGGUGGCUAUGCAUACAUGAUGGAUUAUAAGGGAUUCAUUCAAAAUUUUGUUGACAAAUAUUUCACCUUCUUGUCUUCCCAACCUUCUAUUUCCUUCUACUACAGCAUGGGUAAGCAUAAUUUUCACCUCUAA